GUCUCGUUGUUGUUUAGCCGGAAGUCGGGCUCGGCCGUGCAGACCGGAACGGCGACAAUAUGAAUGCACUCACAAAAGUGAAGCUCAUCAAUGAGUUAAAUGAAAGAGAGGCACAGCUGGGCGUUCAGGACAAAGUAUCCUGGCACUCAGAGUACAGGGACAGUGCGUGGAUCUUCCUGGGUGGCUUGCCUUAUGAAUUAACAGAAGGGGAUAUUAUCUGUGUGUUUUCACAGUAUGGGGAGGUUGUUAACAUCAAUCUUGUGCGAGACAAGAAGACCGGGAAGUCAAAAGGUUUCUGCUUUCUCUGUUAUGAAGAUCAGAGGAGCACCAUUUUAGCUGUGGACAACUUCAAUGGAAUCAAGAUUAAGGGAAGGACAAUCCGUGUUGACCAUGUAGCCAACUAUCGCCUUCCAAAAGAUGGAGAUGAUAUCGAUGACGUGACAAGAACACUGAGAGAGGAAGGCUGUGGACCAAAAGCACCUCCUCCAGCAUCAGCAUCCUCUGAGUCCCCUGACGAGACUGCUAGUGAGGUGCCAACUAAAAAACGGAAAAAAGAAAAGAAAAAGAAGAAGAAGAAAGAAAAAAAGGAGAGAAAACUGAAGUUGGAAAAGGAAGAACAAAGCUCCAAGCAAUUUGGCAAGACCUCUCUCCGAAGUCAGUCGCCUACACCAGCAGUAAGAAUUAAGAGAGAAAGAGAGGAUGAGGGAUAUGAGAAGCAUGCCAACACAAACCGAGACUGUCAUGGGGAACGCAGUGUUGACCAAAGAGCAACAACAAAUAAAAGAAAGCACUCAGAUGGAGUAGAUGAAAUGAGAAAUAGAGAGAAAUGGGAUGAGAGAAAUCAGUCCAGGAACUUGGAGAGGGACGAGCGGCGAAGAAAUGAUCAAAAUAGCCGAGGAUCAUGCAGUGAAAGGUCAAGUAGAGACUCAAGAUGCAACUACAGUGAUGGGAGAGAGACAAGACAUGAAGAGGAAAGGCAGAGUUACCAACGAGAGAAAAUGCAGAGAAAAGAGAGGUCUGAGAACAAGUAUGAUGAUCGAGACAAGUACAGGAAGAAUGAUCACAGCAGGAGAGAGGAGAGGGAUUCGGAUUGUGAGAGUUCCAAGAGUAAAGAGAGGAGAAGUAAGCACACCAAUGGCAGUCGUUAUAAAGAAAGAGAUGACCACAGGGAUUGAUGAUAAAAGAAGCAAAUGAGAAGCUUUCUAUGGGAAGCAGCCCCUGAUUCUGGGCUCAGCUGUACAUCAUAAAAACCAGGAUAGACACCUCCAUACUUACUGAACUGGCAAUAUUGGUGGUAAGAGUCAUAUUGACAAGUCAGUAAUGCUGUCGGCUAGCCAAAUGUUAUUUACAUUUUGACAGAACCCUACACAUCUGCCUUUGGUGUCAAAACUCUUUUCCAUUAAAACCUGUAGCAAUUUAGCAACCCCCUAAAUUAUUGUUUCUUUUAGAGCUGCGAUACAGUAUAGCAUCUCCUGUACUUCAUUGCAGAAGCAAAGUCUGCAAUGUCUUCAAAUAUAUUUGAAAGGAUUUAUUUUAUCCAAAUAAUUGGCGUUUUUCAGGGAGGUUCUGUGUAAGUACAUUUGUAAAGUAACUGUCAGAGUUAAAGCACCGAUGCUUAAUGGCUGAAAUCAUCUCUCAGUACUCUUCAGAAAUAUUUCCAGUCUCCCAUGUUUCUGCCUAUAAACAGUGCUGAAAUAAUAAUGUGUUGCUUAUUGUUUUAUUAUUUUGUAGAAUAAUAUAAUCAGGAAAAAAAUCCCUUCAGCCUAAUCCUAUUUGUUUCCUCUUGCAUCUCUGUCAGUUCCCCACUCCUGCCUAGUUGCUCUGCUUCAUGUAGAUUUUUAGGUAAAGUAAAUCAUUUUGAUAGAAACUUGGGUUGGAAGCAUUUUAAAAGGGUUCAAUUUUUGAAUGUCAUUUACUGCCGAAGCAGAAUUUCUAAGCCAGAGUCCUACAACUAAGUUUGUUAUAACACUUGGUGUUGUAAAUGGUGUUAGUUAAGAAGAGAAUAUUGAUAUAUGAAUAAGUUAAUACAAAUGUAAAGUAAAUGGGAAUGCUAGAGUUCUGAAAUAAAAUAGAAAAUACUGAUUAAUUCAGGCCAGUGACUGAACAAUCCAUUCAUAGCUAUUCCUAAGCCCUUUUGAACUGGGGUAAUUAACUGCGUCAGACUAAGUGUUUGUCCACAAAAUUCAGAUUAGAUAAGAAAUUAACUCAUUUAUUUAUUGCAUCUUUAUGCCUUCUUUCAGGUGUGAAGUCUGGUGGUGUUUAGGAACAAUUUUGCAAAGCCCAGUUUUGCUUAUGUUACAGAACUGUUUCAUUGCACAUUAAAGAAGUUUUAACUAAUGUAUGAUGAACAUCAUGUAACAUCAACAGUACAAUUUUUGUGAAUAUUAAUAAAAGUGGAUUAUAAUAGUUAUUCUCUUUUAACAAAGAUCCUUUGAUAUGUCUUCAAUUACUGUGAAUACUAUGAUUAAAUUUGUAUAGAAAAUAAA
Hypanus sabinus (Atlantic stingray) is the source of this 2486-nucleotide messenger RNA. RefSeq names its product RNA binding motif protein X-linked 2 (gene rbmx2). NCBI's taxonomy places the organism in Eukaryota, Metazoa, Chordata, Chondrichthyes, Myliobatiformes, Dasyatidae. Bases 60 to 1175 code for a protein of 371 amino acids. Gene Ontology annotation, cellular component: U2 snRNP; catalytic step 2 spliceosome; precatalytic spliceosome. The record is from RefSeq and is a predicted model, not a curated record. Gene Ontology annotation, molecular function: RNA binding. The transcript has 7 exons. Gene Ontology annotation, biological process: mRNA splicing, via spliceosome.